This is a messenger RNA of Salarias fasciatus (jewelled blenny), 2267 nucleotides long. It is a transcript of the gene zbtb35, whose product is annotated as zinc finger protein 131. The transcript is spliced from 9 exons. Gene Ontology annotation, biological process: regulation of transcription by RNA polymerase II. Bases 154 to 1857 code for a protein of 567 amino acids. Gene Ontology annotation, molecular function: protein binding; DNA-binding transcription factor activity, RNA polymerase II-specific. Gene Ontology annotation, cellular component: nucleus. NCBI's taxonomy places the organism in Eukaryota, Metazoa, Chordata, Actinopteri, Blenniiformes, Blenniidae. The record is from RefSeq and is a predicted model, not a curated record.
AGCAUGCUAGAAGGCCCGUUACCUGCAGCCCCGAGGGGCUGGAGGUCGUUUUCGCCCUUAAUUUAUCAUUGUGGAAUUGGUGGGAUAGCUGUAUCAACACCUUUUAGUGUAGACUGUGAUGCUUAUGUAUUUACUGGAGGCAUCAGGUGAGUGAUGGCAGCAGAGAUGGCGGCGGAGGUGGAGGUGGAUGUUCCCAGUGAAUACCCAGCUCAUUACAAGGUGAUGAUGGACAAGCUUAACGAGCAAAGACAGCUGGAUCAGUUCACUGACAUCACACUGAUUGUGGAUGGACAUCAGUUCAGAGCCCAUAAAGCGGUGUUAGCAGCAUGCAGUCAGUUUUUUCACAAGUUCUUCCAGGAUUUCACCCAAGAGCCACUGGUGGAGAUUGAAGGAGUGAGUCACACGGCCUUUCGCCAGCUGAUGGAGUUCACUUACACGGCCACUCUGGAUAUAGCCGGAGAAGAACAAGCCUAUGAUGUGUGGAAGGCUGCCGAAUACCUACAAAUGCAAGAAGCCAUCAAAGCACUCAAUAAUCAAAUUAAUGAGAGUUCCUCACUGACGACAAAGAAAGGCAAAAAGAGGAAGAUUGCCGAGACAUCAAAUGUGAUCACAGAAACGUUGCCCUCAGUGGAGGGUGAGCAGGGCGAGAUUGAAGUUUUUGAGGAUGAAGCAGUUGAAGUAGAAGAGUCUGGGCUGGAGGAGGUAGUUGAUGCUGCGAAGAACGCCCAGGCGGCGUCGGAUGACUCUGCUUUGGCUCUCCUUGCCGACAUAACGAGCAAAUACCAGCAGGGAGAGCCAACUCUCCACGUGAUCAAGAAGGAGGCAAUAGAAGAGGAGGUUGUGUAUCACGAGGAACUGGUAGCCCCCAAGGUAUUGGAGAACGUCGAAGUUGUCGAGGUCCAGAUUUCACAAGUAGACAACUUGUUCCGCUGCAAUAAGUGUGACCGCAGCUUCAAGCUGUACUACCACCUCAAGCAGCAUUUGAAAUCACACCAGGGUUCGCUGGAAAAGCCCCAUGUGUGUGGCCACUGCGGGAAAGCCUACUCACGGGAGGGUGCCUUGAAGCAGCACGUCAGCACGUUCCAUUUCGAUGCUGAGGAACUGUCUCGAAACCAGAAACCCCAAAAGAAAGUGCACGUCUGUGAAUACUGCAGGAAGCACUUCGACCACUUCGGUCACUUCAAGGAGCACUUACGGAAGCACACUGGUGAAAAACCUUACGAGUGCCCAGAUUGUCAUGAGCGGUUUGCAAGGAACAGCACAUUGAAGUGCCAUAUGGCAGCCUGUCAGAACGGGGCCGGAGCCAAGAAAGGCCGAAAGAAGCUCUAUGAAUGUCAGGUCUGCAGCAGUGUGUUCAACAGCUGGGACCAGUUCAAAGACCACCUGGUGAGCCACACUGGAGUCAAGCCAAAUCACUGCACCAUGUGCGACAUGUGGUUCACUCAUGCCAAAGAGCUGAAGGCCCACCUCAAAGACGUCCACGCCAUCGAGGACAAGUCCAGUGAGGAGGUGGUCGUCUCCGACCCCGCCGCCACGGCCGCCCUCACCAUCGCGACGCAGAGCAUAGAAGGAGGGGGGACGGUCCUGCUGGACGACGGGAUCCAAGUGGAGCACGUCACGGUGGAGCCGGUGGAAGUGAUGGAUAUGGAGCAGACGGCGACGGUCGUGGUGGAGGACGGCGGGGUGACGGAGAUGUGCGAGGAGGACAUGGAGAGACUAAAACAGGCAGGGGUGCAAAUCCAGGUGGUGCACGUGACCACGACUGAAGUGGACGGGCAGCAUGUGGUGAACUCUCAGGUGGAGGUGGAGGGAGAGGUGGUCAACGUGGAGGAGGCAAUCCAAACAGUGGUUGUAUGAGAACCUGGAGGAGGAUACAGCAUGUCGCCUCAAUAUGUCCUUGAAUGUCUCUGUUCCCGACACUCGCACUCUUUGAACUUAGAACUACGGACAGAGUUUCUGCUCAUAAUUUAUUUAUUUUGAAGCAUUUUGCCAUAGUCAUGGUGUCUCCAGUGGGUUUUCAAUCCUUUUUUUGUUUAUGUUUCUACUUUCUCAUUUUUAUGAUAUCCUUAUUAACUUGGAUCACUUGGCAUCAUAAUUUGACGACAAAUGAAUUUUGCAGCUCAUUCAACAUUUUGUUUGCCGCUGUUUUUUCCAAACUGUUAUUGCUGCAAUUUUGCUGAUGUUUAUUUUCAUAUCAACUUUGGUGUUUUCGUAGGAAAAAAAAAAAAGAUCCAAGAUGGAAUAAAACUGGUUUUGUGAAUAACUGG